This is a messenger RNA of Penicillium atrosanguineum, 2910 nucleotides long. Its product is annotated as translation initiation factor 2. The transcript is spliced from 3 exons. Gene Ontology annotation, biological process: translational initiation. The record is from RefSeq and is a predicted model, not a curated record. NCBI's taxonomy places the organism in Eukaryota, Fungi, Ascomycota, Eurotiomycetes, Eurotiales, Aspergillaceae. Bases 1 to 2910 code for a protein of 969 amino acids. Gene Ontology annotation, molecular function: GTPase activity; translation initiation factor activity; GTP binding.
AUGCAUCGGCGAGCUGUAUUAAGGCUCUCGCGCCGAGUUGAUUUAUCAACGACUCCAUCCUCGUCGAACCGAACAUGUACUCGGACCUUUCAAUCAUCCGCGAUCCGGCUCAAUGAGUCUGGAAACGACAAUGGUGAGGGCGCCGCUCCCAAGCCUAUGACCCCCAAGUUCGGAGGCUUUGGGAACCGAUGGGCGAGCAAACAGGCACCCAAGCCUACCGGUCUAAGUGCUGCGGAGCAAGCACUGCGUGAUUCCAUCGUCGAAAGGAAUAAACCGCCUCCUACGCCAGAACCUACGAAACGACCUGAAUCGAGACAACGAGUCCCAGGAACAGACCAAUACAUCGGUGGAUCUCGCAAUGAGCACGGUCACGUUGGUCUUCGGCCAAGGCAGCGCACGAUUACGACAGAUGAGAAAUCGGAUCAGGACAAAUCCCAAGGCAAAAGAAAUUGGAGAUGUCCCGUGUGCGCCACGCGCGUUUUCAAGAAGUUUGAUGCGUGUCCAUCCUGUAAUGCGCCCAAACCGGCAUUUACGGCUGCACUGAAGGGUCCCCCGAAGGCCAAGGCCCAAAAGGACAAACAGUUCAAGCAUGAUUGGAGCUGCCCUGGGUGCAAGAAUAAUGUGUUUUCGUGGAAGACAGAGUGCCCGGCCUGUGGUCAUCAAAAGCCUGAUGGUUUACCAUGGCGCCCGGCCAUGAAUGAGAAGCGGGGAGCGAAUAAAUACCAAGAUUUGGGUCGAUCGAUACUGGUCGACCAUGAGCAGGAGAGCCGCGGUGGUGCCCGACAGGAUGACCGAGGAGGCGAGGAUGUGGAAGCAAAGGAGAAGGAAAAGAAGAAGGCACAAAAGGCAGAGAAAGAAAAGAAGACUGAGAAGCAGGAGGAUCUAAAGGAUCAAUGGACCUGGGAUAUGUCUGCCCUAGAGAAGAUGGGAUCCAUGGAGACUGAGCCACAAGCCGGAAUCCAGAAGAAGUCGAAGCGUCGUGACGAUCGCAAGGGACGUCAAUCUGAUUCGCAGGACGCUGACUUCGAUGUCGAAGACCGCAACCGCCGUCGUGACGAUCGGAAGCGCAAGAAGAAGGAUAAGGGUUCUAGGAAGGUAGAAGCGGCACCUCCUGCACCGCUCUAUCUCCCUGAGUUUAUCAGCGUCAGCAACCUGGCCGACGUGAUCGGUGUUCGGCCAGCGAACUUCGUCUCGCGCAUGGAAGACAUGGGCUUCGAGGAUGUUCAUUAUGACCAUGUGCUGGAUGCGGAGACCGCCGGUCUGGUGGCAGCCGAAUUCAACUACGAGGCUAUCUUUGACGAUGGAACAGCAGACCUGACGGCGGCACCGCCGCCAGAGGAUGCAUCCGAUUUGCCCACUCGUCCGCCAGUUGUUACCAUCAUGGGUCACGUUGAUCAUGGCAAAACCACCAUUUUGGAUUGGCUGCGCAAGUCAUCUGUAGCAGCCGGCGAGCACGGUGGUAUUACUCAACAUAUUGGUGCCUUCUCCGUGCCAAUGCCUUCUGGCAAGAUGAUUACUUUCUUGGAUACUCCUGGUCACUCCGCUUUCUUGGAAAUGCGCCGUCGUGGAGCCGAUGUCACCGAUAUUGUGGUCCUUGUAGUGGCAGCUGACGACAGUGUCAAGCCACAGACUAUUGAAGCUAUCAAGCAUGCCACACAAGCCAAUGUCCCUGUCAUUGUUGCCAUGAGCAAGAUCGACAAGGAGGGUUGCAACCCGGACAAGGUCAAGCAGGACCUCUCUGUUCACGGUGUUCAUGUGGAAGACUACGGCGGUGAUGUUCAGGCAAUUGGCGUGAGCGGCAAGACCGGAGCAGGAAUGAUUGAGCUCGAAGAGGCCAUUGGAGCGCUUUCGGAGAUGCUUGACCAUCGCGCUGACACCGAGUGCAAUGCCGAGGGAUGGGUCCUCGAGGCCUCAACCAAGAGCUACGGUCGAGUUGCAUCAGCCCUUAUCCGCCGCGGUACCUUGCGGCCAGGUGAUAUUAUUGUUGCUGGAACUACCUGGGCUCGUGUGCGUACUCUGCGCAACGAGGCUGGCGUGGCCAUCAGCGAAGCUACACCAGGCAUGCCAGUCGAGAUCGAUGGCUGGAGGGAUCAACCAGCUGCAGGUACUGAAAUUCUGCAGGCGCCCACCGAACAAAGGGCCAAAGAAGCCGUGGACUACCGUUUGGAGCGCUCUGAAACCGUGAAGAUGGGCGAGGACAUGGCCGCCAUCAACGAAGCACGUCUCGAGAAACGCAGACUCGAGAAGACGGAUGAAGAGGCUGACGUCUCAGAACCGACCGGUCCGAAGCCUGUCAACUUUAUCAUCAAGGCCGAUGUCGACGGUUCUGCUGAGGCUGUGCUGAACUCGAUCGCCGCCAUCGGUACCAAUGAAGUGUAUGCGAAUGUUCUUCGUUCGAGUGUCGGCCCCAUCAGCGAGUUCGACAUUGAACAUGCGGCUAGUGCUAACGGUCUCGUCAUCUCGUUCAACAUGCCCAUUGAUCCCAACAUGUCACGCAUCGCCGAGUCGGAGGGAGUGAAGAUCAUGGACCACAACAUCAUCUACAAGCUCAUCGAUGAGGUCAAAGCUGUUCUCAGCGAGCAGCUCCCACCUACAAUCACUCAGCGUGUUACCGGUGAAGCCGAGGUGCAGCAAGUGUUUGAAAUCACCGUCAAGGGACGUGAAAAGACUGCUAUUGCCGGCUGUCGUGUUCGCAAUGGUAUGAUGAACAAGACUCGCAAGGUCAGAGUGAUCCGCGGCAAUGAGACAAUCUACGAUGGCACAAUGUCUUCCCUCAAGAACGUCAAGAAGGACGUGACCGAAAUGCGCAAAGACACCGAGUGCGGUAUCGCCUUCGAAGGCUGGACCGAAUUCGCAGUCGGCGACCACAUCCAGUGCUACGAAGAGAUCUCCGAGAAACGCUUCCUGUGA